Molecule: messenger RNA, 1843 nt
Organism: Ailuropoda melanoleuca (giant panda)
Lineage: Eukaryota; Metazoa; Chordata; Mammalia; Carnivora; Ursidae
Gene: PRRG2
Product: proline rich and Gla domain 2
Exons: 7
Coding region: 670-1272 (200 amino acids)
Cellular component (GO): extracellular region; plasma membrane
Molecular function (GO): calcium ion binding
Source: RefSeq, a predicted model, not a curated record
GCUUUGCGUCUCCCCAAGUCCGAGUUUAAGGAUUAGCCACUUCAUCCAGAGAUUGGGAAGCUCACUCUCCCAAGUACAUCAGUCACUUACUGCAUGUUGAGAGACAAUUGAGAAGGGACAAUUCCUCUGUGCCUCGUGUAGAAGCAGAACAAUUGAGAAAUCAGAAGAGAAAACCCUUCAAAUCACCUCAGGAAAUAGGAGUUGACUACAACAUGGUCCACCUACCCCCAGGGACCAAGGGAUACACACAUUUCCAGCCAGUUUUUAGCUGUCUAACUAUCUGGAGACCUAGACAUUUAUUGCCCUCGCUCCCCCAGGGAAGCUUCCAUCUCAGGGAGGCCAACAAGGGAAGAGAUGUCCAAUCCCCUAAGUACCUCCACGGUGUCGGUGUGGGAGACCCUGGCUUCCCCACGGGGCUCUGGACCUCAGGCGCUUCAUCCUAAGGUCCCUUUAAAUACUUUGUCCCUUACCUGAGUCCCGCCCAGGGCAGGUAAUCACAAACCCCGCCCCUCUGCCAGAAAUCGGGAUCACCGGGAAAGGGGCACCCCUCCUUCCUCUCCCCUCCCCUUUCCCCUGUCCCCCAUUCACAGCUGGCCACAGCUGGCAGAGGAAGCCCCGAUUAAAGAGGAAGGGAAAGUGCUCACAAGUCUGGUUAGGUGUUCAUAAAAUAUGAGGGGCUACCCCUCUCUGCUGCUGCUAUACCUGGGAUUGAGCAUCUGCUUGGACACCUCACCCAGCGGGGAGCAAGACCAAGGAGUCUUCCUGGACUCCCCAGAGGCCCAGAGCUUUCUAGGAAGCCAUAGCCGGAUUCCACGAGCCAAUCACUGGGACCUGGAGCUGCUCACGCCAGGGAACCUGGAACGGGAGUGUCUCGAGGAGCGAUGUUCCUGGGAGGAGGCGAGGGAGUAUUUUGAGGACAAUACGAGGACGGAGCGCUUUUGGGAGAGCUACAUCUAUAACGGCAAAGGAGGGCGUGGACGAGUGGACGUAGCAGGCCUGGCUGUGGGGCUGACGUCUGGCAUCCUGCUCAUUGUCCUGGCCAGCUUGGGAGCCUUUUGGUAUCUGCAUUGCCGACGGGCUGGAGGCCAGCAGCCCUAUCCCCAAGAGGCUGAGCUCAUUAAUCCCCUGAGUCCCCUGGGCGACCUAGGCCUGCCGACGCCCCUGCCUCCACCCCCACCUCCAGGCCUCCCCACCUACGAGCAGGCGCUGGCGGCCUCUGGGGUGCACGACGCACCUCCGCCCGCCUACACCAGCCUCAGGCGGCCUUGCUGAGGAGCUGCUUCGGAGCCCAUGUUCCCCAGAUUCACAGCGGAUUCCAGAGCCUCCAGGCCUCUCAAACUACAUAGCUGAGCUCGGGGAGUGGUGGGAGUAGGGGUCGUCCGGCCCGAGGCCCACCCUGGCACACGUGUUUCCGCCGUGUACGGAUACGCGCGUAUCCUCGGUCAACGUGUUCCCUCGUCCCGGCUACUCGCGGGCCCCCACACUUUGAUUGUGGGGGGUGCCCGCCAGUCCCGCCCCCGGGGUAGGCGUGCUUGGAAACUAGGACCCCGGCGCGUAGGCCGGGUAUACCCACUCGCGUGAGUGAGCAGGUGUGGCAAGGCCAUCGCCCUACAAUGCCACGGGCCACGCACACGCAGAGCCCUGCUUAUGCACACGCGUGUUUUCGUGCGCUCUCCGUGCACGCUCGCGGGCACUCUGCAACCCAGGGAAAGGGUGGGGGGCAUAUUUGGAAAUGUGCUUUUUGGGGGAGGGCUCGCAUUACACUGGGAGACUGGAGUUGAGUUCCUCUCCUAAAUAAAAACCCUUUGUAAAAGACACAAAAAGUGAAACAACGCAAAAAAAA